This is a messenger RNA of Salvia hispanica, 1162 nucleotides long. RefSeq names its product membrane-anchored ubiquitin-fold protein 6 precursor (gene MUB6). The record is from RefSeq and is a predicted model, not a curated record. Gene Ontology annotation, molecular function: protein binding. NCBI's taxonomy places the organism in Eukaryota, Viridiplantae, Streptophyta, Magnoliopsida, Lamiales, Lamiaceae.
CUACCACAACAGUUAAACCUAUCUCUGUCACCUCUUCAAUAUCUGCAUCUUCUUCUUGUAAAUUACUAAAUCAAUUACUCAAUUCAUUUCCAUUAUUAAACAAGUUUCUACUCCUUCCAUCUAAUCAACUGUUCAUAUCCAUAAAAUCCCCAAUCUUUUCAACCAAUUUUCCAACUCAAAACCAACCUUUUUAGCUGUACUAUAUUCCCCCACAGAAAUCUUGCCAAUUUCGAUCUGUUUUUUUUAUAAAUUUGUUGGGUGUUUGUGUUACUUGAUUUGAAAGGCUGGAUUUUUUAAAUUUCUGAUCUGGGAUCUCUGCUAUGGUCUUGUUUUCUUGAAUUUGAGGUUUUUGUUGUUGUUGGGAUGCAAUAAAGGUGGAGUCUUUGGAGGUUUCUUGUAAUUUGGGGGUUUGACUUCGAUUUGAUUUGUCGGUUGUGAGAAUUUGAGGCUGUGAUUUGUAUUUAAUGGCUGUGCAUGAAUUGGUGGAGCUCAAGUUUAGGCUUGCUGAUGGCAGUGACAUUGGGCCAAGCAAGUAUAAUUCUAGUGCAACUGUGACUUCUCUCAAGGAAAAGAUUAUUGCUCAAUGGCCUAAAGACAAAGAAAACGGGCCAAAAUCCAUCAAUGAUAUAAAGCUCAUUAACGCGGGAAGGAUUCUUGAAAACAACAGAACACUUGCUGAAUCGCGACUUCCACUCAGUGAAGUCCCCGGAGGUGUCAUCACAAUGCUUGUUGUCGUGCGGCCCCCCCUUCCUGACAAAAGUAGUGAUAAACUGCAGGAAAAUUCCCAGAAGAAAGGUGGGUGUCUUUGCACUAUAUUGUAACAGACGGAUCUGCUUCGCCUCGUCUCAUAUGUUUGUACAACAGGUUCUUGAUUGCAUUUACAACAUUACACAUGUUAAUAGAGCAAAAAAAAUGUGAUGACAUCAUAGUUAUUGGUCUCGGUUCUUUAUACUUGUGCUCGAUAAAUGGAAGAAAGAUCGUUGAGAGACGUUACAGGAGAGCAAAGUCGAGCCUCAGAGAAGUUGCCUGAGGAGAGAGCACACUCCAAAGCAAGCCUUGGUUGUGGUUGAAUUGCACUGUGAAUUGUAUUGUAUGUAUAAUGAAAUUUGUUUACUUUGUCUAUAUUGUUACAGCUUGAAAAUGAAGUUGAAUUUUGCUCAAA